CGUGAAGAAGGAUCGUUUUGGAAUAAUUGAAUAUUAAGAUAAAAAAAUAAAUAAAAAUAAAAACAUGGACUCUGAGUAUUUAAAGAGAAGCCUGGGGAAGUGUUUGGCGGACGGACUCGCUCAGGUGGCGGAGCAGCGUCCGGUGAACCCCAUCCGGUUUCUCUCCCACUGGCUCUACUGGGUCAACUCCAACGCUGAGCAGGAGGCAGAGAAAAAGGCCAAUUUGGCGAUUCUGCAGCAGGAGAAGGCGAAAGCCAGAGAGGAGGCGUUGCACCAGGAGAAGCUGAGGGAGGAGGAGCGAAAGAUCAGGGAGGCCUUGGAAGAGUCCAACAGAAAAAUUUUUGAGAAGCAUGAUGAGCCCACGUCAGCCACAACUGGAGCUGCUGCUGAGGACGACAAGCCUGUGACAGAAGAGAAACUAAACCCCUCUGAUCCAGAAAACCAGCAAGACACAAACAAACACCAAGAUGAAAAUCAGGAACAGGAAACUGAACCGCAGGUUACAGAUAAUGUGUCCAGUCCAGAGUCGCCCGAGAGUAAACCUCUGGAGGCAAGUAGCUCCGCCCUCCCCGAGGCCCUCAGCACCGAGAUCAAACAGGAGUCUGCAGAAAUGCCUGAUGAAAAAAACAAAGAGGAAGAAGAGAAAACUGAGGUGGAGCCGAGUGACGGUCGUGUAGAAGAGGAAACUGUAAUCACCAAUCCAAUAGAAGAGAAAGAAAAUGAUGAAGAUGAAGAUCAGGUGGUCGAUGAAGCCGACACAACUGAAGCAUUACGCUCGACUCCCAGCCGAGACGUUGACGACUUAAAACCAGAAGAGCUACUGGACAAAGAAAGCCCUCGCACCUCUCCAGACGCAGAGAAGCAGGUCGAUGGAGACGAAACCGGUAAGUUGGAGGUGGAACCACAGAGUGAAGAUCCCAAACCGGAGGAGCCACGGGAAUCUGGUUCUCCACCUCUUCAGGACCAGGAAAAGGAGGAAGACGAGCAACGUUCAGCUGAGACCACUGAUAUCUCGGCUCCAGCUGACGGUGACGAGAAACCACAAGAGGAGCCUGAAAACUCUCCUCCAGACACGGAGGACGUCCAGGAGAAGGAAGAAGAACAAGAAGCAGAUCAUAAGUGAUCAAACCAGUGUCGUCUGACGAUCCAUCUGUUCUUAACAAUGAUUUUAUAGCUGCAGUAUAUGUGUAGUUUGAUGUGCAAAUACAAAAUAAACAU
Molecule: messenger RNA, 1218 nt
Organism: Anoplopoma fimbria (sablefish)
Lineage: Eukaryota; Metazoa; Chordata; Actinopteri; Perciformes; Anoplopomatidae
Gene: dydc2
Product: DPY30 domain containing 2
Exons: 9
Coding region: 65-1123 (352 amino acids)
Source: RefSeq, a predicted model, not a curated record